AUGAAGAGGAAGGUGUUUGAAAGCAUGGUGAAAGUAAAAGACAAUGUUUGCUUUUUCUUUGUGGCUCAAAGCCUACAAGGCAUUGGAUCUUCAUUUUCAUCUGUUGCAGGUCUUCGGAUGCUGGCAAGUAUCUACACUGAUGACUUUGAGAGAGGAAGUGCCAUGGGAAUUGCCAUGGGAAGUUUGGCUUUGGGAGUGCUUGUAGGAGCUCCCUUUGGAAGUGUGAUGUAUGAAUUUGUUGGGAAGUCUUCACCCUUCCUCAUCUUGGCUUUCUUGUCACUACUAGAUGGAGUACUCCUGCUUUUCAUCCUACAGCCUUCCAAAGUCUCUCCAGAGAGUAUCAAGGGAACUCCACUCCUUAUACUUCUCAAAGAUCCUUAUAUCAUAGUGGCUGCAGGCUCCCUCUGCUUUGCCAAUAUGGGAGUGGCCAUGCUGGAGCCCACACUGCCCAUCUGGAUGAUGCAGACCAUGUGCUCCCCUGAGUGGCCGCUGGGUCUAGCUUUUUUACCUGCCAGUGUGUCCUACCUCAGCACCAACCUCUUUGGUGUAUUGGCCAAAAAUACGGGUCGAUGGUUGUGUUCUCUGAUUGGGAUGGUGGUAGUAGGUACCAGCUUGCUUUGUGUUCCUUUGGCUCAUAAUAUUUUUGGUCUUAUUGGCCCCAAUGCUGGGCUUGGCUUUGCCAUAGGCAUGGUGGAUUCUGCUAUGAUACCGAUCAUGGGACAGCUCGUCGACCUGCGUCACAUCUCAGUGUAUGGGAGUGUCUAUGCCAUUGUUGAUGUGGCUUUUUGCAUGGGCUUUGCUAUAGGCCCAUCCUCUGGGGGUGCCAUUGCGCAUGCUGUUGGUUUCCCCUGGCUCAUGGUUAUCAUUGGGAUUGUCAACAUCCUCUAUGCUCCUCUCUGCUAUUACCAGGAGUCCCCAGCCAAGGAGGAGAAACUUGCAAUUCUAAGUCAAGAUUGCCCCAUGAAGAUUCAGAUGUAUGCAACUCAGAAGGCUACAAGGGAAUUUCCUUUGGCAGAGGACAGUGAUGAUGAGAUAGAGUGA
Messenger RNA from Erinaceus europaeus (western European hedgehog), 1041 nucleotides. It is a transcript of the gene SLC18A1, whose product is annotated as solute carrier family 18 member A1. Gene Ontology annotation, cellular component: terminal bouton; synaptic vesicle membrane. The record is from RefSeq and is a predicted model, not a curated record. Gene Ontology annotation, biological process: aminergic neurotransmitter loading into synaptic vesicle; transmembrane transport. Lineage: Eukaryota; Metazoa; Chordata; Mammalia; Eulipotyphla; Erinaceidae. Gene Ontology annotation, molecular function: serotonin:sodium:chloride symporter activity.